Molecule: messenger RNA, 726 nt
Organism: Suillus paluster
Lineage: Eukaryota; Fungi; Basidiomycota; Agaricomycetes; Boletales; Suillaceae
Exons: 1
Coding region: 1-726 (241 amino acids)
Source: RefSeq, a predicted model, not a curated record
AUGGAGCUAUUCCUGGACCGGUAUACAAACAUUGAUGACAGCGGCAAGCCCAAAAAUAGUGCUGCUGGGAAUUGGACGAGGGCUGCCGAGGACACGGCACUAUUUUUUAUGAAAGGACCGUGGCUUGGUCGAAACCUUCAUUCAUGGGCUAGGGCUUAUAUCAACGACCGAGCAAACUUUCCGACUCACAAGUUUGGCUUGAAUGUAUCACGUAUCGAGGAUGAGGCACUUGCAGCAGACAUCAAAACCCAUCUGCAAAGCCUUGGCAAAUACAUACGUGCUGAAGACAUUGCCAAUUACCUCAAGGAUCCAGAAGUCCAGAAGCGUCAUGGCUUCUCAAAGUCAAUUUCACCUGCUACAGCAAAAUGCUGGAUGAAGAAGCUUGGUUUCCACUGGAAGACAGAGGGAAAGGGCAUGUACUUGGAUGGGCAUGAACGGGGAGAUAUAGUCGAGUAUCGACAGAAUAUUUUCUUGCCGGUGUGGGCAAGCUUUCAAUCUCACAUGCGGGUGUGGAAGCAUGGAGAUGUGUUGGUUGAGGAUGUCACCUCACAGUCACCUGGUCGGCGUGUCGUAGUCUGGUUUCACAAUGAAUCAACAUUCUAUGCCAAUGAUCGGCGAAAGUUGAUCUGGGAGCACAAGUCGAAAGGGGCUGUCCCACAGCCAAAAGGGGAAGGCUCUUCAUUGAUGGUUGCCGACUUCGUGUCAGCUGAUUACAGGUGGCUUUGA